GUCAUCUUGGUAUACAAGAACGGUAUCAUGAAUCGCGAUUAGUAUGGAGAGCUGAGGCAGCUGAUGGAUGCUGAAGGAUUACUACUCCACUAUACCCAGGUAGUUUAUACCUGUUGGUUAUGGGGGCUUGGCGCUUAUAGCACCACUAACACCUAACGCCUUAUUUUGUACCUGGGUACCUAUUUAAUUCUAUAACAUUUUUAAAGACAGACAUCAACCAACAUACCAACUCAGUAUUUCAUAAUCUUGAUAGUCGGGCCGCCGUCCAUCAUUGCCCAUCUAUCGUGAUGUGGUACAUUAUAGCGAUUAUCCAUCUCUUAGCAGUAUAAUUUGAAUGGUCUUUGAGUAACUAUCGACUAUGUACGCAUUCUUGGGCUCGACUACCGCUACUUCAUCUGGUCCAAGGUCUGAUGAAACCGUACCAAACUCCACGUCUCCGGAUCGUCUACCACCCCCACGGCUCCGACAAAAACGGAGUCAAGUAGCGCGAGCUUGUGAUUGGUGUCGUGUGCACAGAAUCAGGUGUGACAACAAUCAUCCAUGCCUCAAUUGCUAUAAUAGAGGAGGCCAAUGUAGCAAUGAUAGGACAGGUCAAAUUCGCACCUUGCCGCACGCCUUUCGUGAGAUAGAGCGGCUCAAGCAGCGUAAUGAGGAGCUCCAAAAAGAGAUCGAAGAGGAACGUUGUCGUAAUAGGAAUCAGGUCGCAUCCGCACCCCCGGCUAACGCACCUAACUCUCAGCUACCAACGCCACCAAGCAUCCCGUGGGCUUCGUCAGCUAGUACCAUCGCAAUUCCUUCGGGACCCUCUCUAGAUAAUGGGGGGCCUUCUAUGAAGUAUUGGGAAGGCAUUUAUACCAGCACAGCUAGAUCACCCGCGAAGACUUGGUACGGUCCGUCGUCUUUGCUCUUUUUUAUCAGCCGUUUGAAUACAUGUUUGGCUUCGAAGUUACAACAGCAUCUUCCCGACAAUUACAUGCAACCUAAUUCAGCUAGUAGGUUACUUGACGGACCUACCAGCCCUUCCGAUCACGAAACACCGACAGGCGGUCGGGAUCGGGGGCCAUUGGAUGACCCUAGCAAGACCAAAGAGUACUUGAGUCCUACUCAAGAGGAAUAUUUCUUGGACUUCUAUUGGCAAUCCUUCCACACUUCACUCAUUGUCUUCUACGAAGAUGAUUUUAAGCAACAUUAUAAAUCUCUAUGGGCUGGUUCAAGAAAAACCCGCAAGCCAUCGGCCCUCGUCGAUAUCGUACUCGCAUUAUGCAUGCAGUAUGGUGUAGCACGGGCGCGGGCUAGUAAUAAUUCGGCUCUUCGAAGCGCUGACAUCGACACCGAUGAUGCAACCCUCGCAGGUCGCUGGCAUUUUUGUCGGUGCCAGUCUCUUCUAGCAAGCGAAUCGGAAAGCCCUACUAUCCAAACAAUUCAAUGCAACAUUCUAGCCGUGGUUUGGCUAUGUAUUGCAUCCUUCCAGAACAUGGCCGAUAGCACCUUAGCCAUCACAAUAAGAUUGGCCCAAACACUAGGCCUUCAUCUGCCACCACCACCGGAUAUGCCACAACGCGAGAAAGAAUUACGAAGAUGGAUAUGGUGGUCUAUUUAUGUCUGCGAGAGUAAAACCAGCAUGAAGCUUGGCCGACUAUUCUUGAUUCCGCAGGUCACAUAUGCAGCCCGUGGGCUACCCGACGAUAGCCUUGAGGGUACGGCUAUGUCGGGUUCGGACUUUGCGCCCUUGGACGAUAAUACUACCUGGCUCAGCUUUGGUUUUCACGAUGCGAAGCUCGUUUUUGCUGCUCGCAAUAUUUAUACCGCCUUUUAUGAAAAAUAUCCGGGCCUGUUCGAUAACGACGAUAAACCCGCACUUGCGACGUUGGAAACACAUGCCGACAUCUUUAAUACACACAUGAAGGCGCUGGAUGGCUGGGUGGCUGAAGUGCCCACUGCGCUGAAAAUACAGCGCCAAAACCACGGUACCCCUCUGUCAACAGACUGCUCGUCGCUGGAUAUCGAGCAAUUCGCCCCGCCUUGGCUGCAGCGCCAACGUCUACUUUUGGAGUUACUAUAUCACAAUCUCUGUACGAAUUUGUAUCGACCGUUUAUCUGGCUAAAACCAAUCUCAUUACCGCCACCGCCACCAUCGUCAUCCUCGCCAGAAUCACUCGUAGAUUCAUGUGCACACAAUUGCGCUAAGCAUGCUAUGGCAUUGACGCAUAUUAUGAGGCAGGUAUUAUCAACCACCGAUUUAUUGACCGGUUGGCACGAAUCAUUCCAAUGGCAAUGGAACUGCGCCAUUACGUUGGUGGGCUUUAUACUCGAGUAUCCACAGAGUGAGCUCACACAAGUUGCACGGGACGCUAUCAACUUUUCAAUUGAUGUCUUUUGUCUAUUCGGGAAGAGCUUUGCUGUGGCUACGAGCGCGGCUAAUGUAGUACGGAAACUUGGCUCAAUGGUGGAUCAUAUUAUCGCAACAGAACAGGCGGGAGGCGCUGUAUUGCAGCAACAUAUUAAUGAAGGCCAUCAGCCUCUCAUGCCCCACGGUGAUGAGUCUACGAUGGCAAUGAUGCCCCAGGGCGAGCAACAGGUACCGGGAAUACCCGAUUUUGACGACGAGACUGUCGCCGCGAUGCAGGAGAUUCUCGCCGGUUCGAUGGACUUGGCUUUCACGAUUGACGGUUAUCACCAUACGAAUAUUCUAUGGCCAGGUGCAGGCCCUACGGAGUAAAUGCUGGGAAGUAAGUAGACCUGAGACACUCAUGUUCUUACUAAUUCCACAUAACUCAUCUUCAUCUCAAAUGCGAGCUUCCAUAGCAUCCAACUAAAAGUGGUAUAGAAAUAGAUAUAGAACUAUUCAACAUGGUAUAAGCUGAAGCUACCUUAUCGCCGUCUACUUUUC
Messenger RNA from Hypoxylon trugodes, 2890 nucleotides. RefSeq names its product fungal-specific transcription factor domain-containing protein. Gene Ontology annotation, biological process: positive regulation of transcription from RNA polymerase II promoter by galactose; DNA-templated transcription. NCBI's taxonomy places the organism in Eukaryota, Fungi, Ascomycota, Sordariomycetes, Xylariales, Hypoxylaceae. The coding region runs from base 359 to 2719 and encodes 786 amino acids. The record is from RefSeq and is a predicted model, not a curated record. Gene Ontology annotation, molecular function: RNA polymerase II cis-regulatory region sequence-specific DNA binding; DNA-binding transcription factor activity, RNA polymerase II-specific; zinc ion binding. The transcript is spliced from 2 exons. Gene Ontology annotation, cellular component: nucleus.